AUGAGAGUACCAGACACACGAGCAACCAAUGCCCACUGCGAGAAGUGCAUCUACGACCACCUGGACUACCCUGUCGAGCCCACCUUCCAAGGUCCCCACAACCACGAGUACAACCAAGACUACCAUCACGACGCCCACCGUCGUCGCAUAAUCCCGCGAAGGUCCGAUCGGCUGCUUCCUCGGCUGCGCCGCCCUCACCGUCGUCUGCCUGCAGGGGCUCUCCAACAUAUCGCCAGGACCAGCGCGCAGCAGUGCCAGUGCCACGAGGCCAGCUCCGUAUGGCCCAUCUACUGCUUCGCCUCCAUUGGCUAUAUCGCGACGAUAGUCGGUGCCAUCGCCAUGACCGAGACACUACCGCGCGACACGAAUUUCCCUCUGGCGUCGAUGGUCGGCAACUGCACGGCGGUGACGUGGACGCUGCGGGAAUGCCAGAACGACCUGGCGAGCCUGGCCACGCUGCCACAGACCGCGGGGAUGUGGUACCGCAUCCUCUUGUGGAUUUGGGUGGCGUGCGCCGUCGAACUGAAGACGGGUGCUUUUUACCGCGGCGUGUCGUACUUGGAUGCUACGCUGAAGCCUAAGUUGACGGGUGCAGUUCAGGCGUCGCCGGCGAAGAAGGGCUAA
This is a messenger RNA of Anthostomella pinea, 624 nucleotides long. The record is from the annotation of a GenBank genome assembly. Lineage: Eukaryota; Fungi; Ascomycota; Sordariomycetes; Xylariales; Xylariaceae.